CUGGCUAUCCAAUGAGUGUCGCUCGCUGCAUUGCAAGAAUUUGUGAGGCUCUGGAAGACAAAAUUUCUGUUGCCAGAUUAAUAAAAUAGAGAAAAUGAGCAGCAGAUGGAUGGUUUCAAUGAAAGAACUAAAGAGGGUGAGCUUCAUAGCAGCACCAAUGGUUGCAGUCACUGUGUUGCAGUAUCUCUUGCAGGUUGUUGCAGUGAUAAUGGUGGGACACGUUGAUGAACUCGCCCUCGCCGGAGUCUCCAUAGCCACCUCUUUCACAAGUGUAACCGGCUUCAGUUUCCUUUUUGGAAUGGCUGGUGCGUUGGAGACUCUAUGUGGACAAGCCUAUGGAGCUGAACAAUAUCAGAAGCUUGGAACUUAUACUUACUGUGCGAUCAUAUCACUCAUUCUGGUUUGCUUUCCAAUUUCAGUCCUGUGGCUCUUCACAGACAAGCUAUUGAUACUUAUAGACCAGGAUCCUGCAAUCGCAAAAGUCGCGCAAAAGUACUCGGUUUGCCUCAUUCCAAACCUUUUCUCAUAUGCUGUACUUCAAGCUUUGAUCCGGUAUUUCCAGACCCAAAGCUUGAUCCAUCCGAUGCUCAUUAGCUCUCGUGUAACUUUGUUUUUUCACAUACCUCUUUGUUGGGCAAUGGUGUUUAAGUUUAAACUGGGAAGUAUUGGAGCAGCAUUAGCUAUUGGUAUAUCAUACUGGUUGAAUGUAUUCCUUCUUGGAUUUUACAUGAAACACUCGUCAAGAUGUGAAAAAACUCGUGCUGCGCUCUCCAAGGAUAUGUUCUUAAGCAUCAAAGAGUUCUUCAAAUUUGCAGUGCCUUCUGCUAUAAUGACUUGUCCUGAAUGGUGGUCCUAUGAGGUUCUCAUUUUGCUGUCUGGGUUGCUGCCUAAUCCAGAACUUGAGACUUCAAUGCUUUCCAUAUGCUUUACCAUUACUUAUCUGCACUACUUUAUACCAUAUGGAUUUGGGGCUACUGCAAGCACUAGAGUUUCCAAUGAACUUGGAGCUGGUAAUCCUCAGGCAGCAAAAAUGGCUGUUUGUGCCAUAAUGGUUCUUGCAGUCACUGAGGUGGUCCUUGUAAGCACAACUCUCUUCUUCUGUCGCCACAUUUUGGGAUAUGCAUUAAGCAAUACCAAAGCAAUUGUAAAUCAGGUGGCAAAAAUGGGUCCUUUUCUAUGUCUCUGCAUCGUCACGGACAGCUUACAAGCAGUACUCUCAGGGGUUGCAAGAGGAAGUGGGUGGCAAAAUUUAGGAGCUUAUGUAAAUCUUGGAGCAUAUUAUCUGGUAGGAAUUCCAGUUGCUGCAAUAUUGGCCUUCGUUUUACACUUGAAUGGGAAGGGUCUUUUGAUUGGACUUGCUACAGCCUCUUCUGUACAAGCGGCUUUUCUAGGUCUCAGAACAAUCUUCACGGAUUGGCAAAAACAGGCAUCAAAAGCAAGGGAGAGAAUUUUUGAAGCAGAUACUCAGCGAAGUUGAAUGAGCAAAAAAUAUGCAGUUGACAGGCUAUGUAAGAGGAGAUAAUUCGAAGAAAAGUGUUUCCAGGGGCAUUGAUAUAUUACAAGCUGAAAUCAUGCCCCUAGAAACAUAGAAGGCUUCAUUCAACUUUUCUCGUUCUGUGAAACUACCCGUCCUGAUCAAAUAAGAAUGAGAACUUGCAAAUAUCUGUAGAACUAUAUUAGACAUACCAACUCUGUAUGUAACUAGCAUCAUUCAGUAACUCUAAAGUGCAUUGAA
Molecule: messenger RNA, 1735 nt
Organism: Mangifera indica (mango)
Lineage: Eukaryota; Viridiplantae; Streptophyta; Magnoliopsida; Sapindales; Anacardiaceae
Product: protein DETOXIFICATION 8-like
Exons: 8
Coding region: 95-1477 (460 amino acids)
Biological process (GO): xenobiotic detoxification by transmembrane export across the plasma membrane
Cellular component (GO): membrane
Molecular function (GO): antiporter activity; xenobiotic transmembrane transporter activity
Source: RefSeq, a predicted model, not a curated record